GUCUGCUUGGUUUUGACAAGACCAGGACAGGAAAAAAAAAAAAAAAAAGGAGAACCAGGUGCAGGAGGAACAGUUCUGGAACAAUUUCCAUCAAAGGAUUGUUUGCCGCUUUUCCUUCUUGGAUUUCCCAAACCUUGAGGCACACAACAUGCCGGUGAACAGGAUGAGGAUGCGACCUUGGUUGGAGAGAAUGAUCGAGUCCAAAAGCGUCCCCGGUCUGGCCUGGCUUGAUAAAGAGAAGACCCUCUUCUCCAUCCCUUGGAAACACGCGGCUCGCCACGGCUGGGACAUGGAAAAGGACGCCUCCUUGUUCAAGAAGUGGGCCAUCCACACUGGGAAAUACGUGGAGGGCGACACCCACGACGCCAAAACGUGGAAGGCCAACUUCCGUUGCGCCAUGAAUUCCCUCCCCGACAUCAAGGAGGUGAAGGACAAGAGCGUCAACAAGGGCCAGUUGGCCAUGCGCGUCUUCCGGAUGCUUCCUCAGAAACAAAGAGAAAAACGAGGCAAAUCCAACUCCAGGAAGCAGGUUAAGAAAACCGCGUCCGAGGACUUCGACUACAGCGACACCCAGUCGCCGCCUGAUCAGUCGCGGCUGCUUGACGACCCGCCGUGCGCUCAGGAGAACGUGGUGGACAGCACGGUGUGCAUGGACGUGACAGAUUUUGCUUCCUUUGAUUUGGAGAGCGACAGCAUCAAGGACCGAUUCCAAGUUUCACCCGAUCACAGCCCCGAAUACGAAUACAACAUAGUGGAGAUCUGCCAGCAAUUGGAGAGAGAAUCGCAGAGCUUUCGGACUGGUUGUGAUGUCAAGGGGGUCCUGAGUACGUGCACCAGUCCCGGGAGCCAAUGGAGCGAAUGUUCAGCCGACGACACGGAGGAAAUGGGGCUGUCGCCACAGUACACGACGCUGAGUUCGGAGUUCUCGACGUCGUUCGACAGCCACUGGAAUAAUUUCCACCUUACGGCAUUCAGCGGCCUCCAUUCGGGAAUGGAUGACGAUCACUUUUUGGACUUUAUGGGCUCCUCGAUAUUCAGUAGCUGAAUCGCCCCCACCCCCCACCCCCACACCCCCCAGGUAGAAGAACACUGUCUCUCCGAGUCGUGACCACUCUGGAGUGCACUCUCAGGAACCAUUUGUUAAAUAUUGGUUUGUCUCUGUUACCCUAAACGGGUCCGGUUGUGGAGACAGAGUCCUCACCCUGAAGGUGCUUUUCUCGCCACGCGCAGCAGCUUCCCAGUCUUCACGUUGGUUACGCCUCCGACUAUUAUAACGGCAAAUGUCCACGAGCCGCACCUGAAGGAACUUGCUCACGAAAAGACGGCAAUGGACUUGAAGUCUAAUUUCCCCUCCGUUCCAAACCCUCCAGCCACUUCCAACCUCUUCACGUCGUAGUUUUCAGAUGUGGUUUGUUAUUACCGUGGUAGUCGCACAUUUAACCAUCACUCUGGAAUCCCAACUGAACACUUUUCCCAAAACUUGUAAAUAUGUAUAUUGCCUUUUGUGUUUUUGAUAAUAAAAAGGAAACAAAUACAUGCAAAGAGUAU
Syngnathoides biaculeatus (alligator pipefish) is the source of this 1548-nucleotide messenger RNA. It is a transcript of the gene irf1b, whose product is annotated as interferon regulatory factor 1b. The record is from RefSeq and is a predicted model, not a curated record. Lineage: Eukaryota; Metazoa; Chordata; Actinopteri; Syngnathiformes; Syngnathidae. Gene Ontology annotation, molecular function: RNA polymerase II cis-regulatory region sequence-specific DNA binding; DNA-binding transcription factor activity, RNA polymerase II-specific. Gene Ontology annotation, cellular component: nucleus. Bases 149 to 1045 code for a protein of 298 amino acids. Gene Ontology annotation, biological process: regulation of transcription by RNA polymerase II; immune system process. The transcript has 10 exons.